Molecule: messenger RNA, 2467 nt
Organism: Ipomoea nil (Japanese morning glory)
Lineage: Eukaryota; Viridiplantae; Streptophyta; Magnoliopsida; Solanales; Convolvulaceae
Product: GATA transcription factor 26-like
Exons: 8
Coding region: 522-2123 (533 amino acids)
Biological process (GO): regulation of DNA-templated transcription
Molecular function (GO): zinc ion binding; sequence-specific DNA binding
Source: RefSeq, a predicted model, not a curated record
AAGACCCUCUCUCCCUUUGCUUCUUCUUCUCUCUUCCCCAUUUCACCUCACUUUCCCUUACAUUUAUAUUACUCCGUAUUAUUAAAUAGAUUCCUCCAAUAGUCUUUUUCUUUUGCCCAUUGAAUUUCACAAUGACUCUCAGCUAAAACUGAAGCACCCCAAAUCUCAAUCUUUUCUUGCCUUUUCAUAUAUGAGGCUGAUUUCUAUGUUUCCGUUUUGCUGUUUUUCAGUGGUUUCUGUGGGACUUUAAGAUGGGUCUCUUGGGUUUUUGGUCUUUUCUGCAGAAUCUGUUUCUUGAGUCUAUUGCAGAAAAAGGGCUUCAUACCCACUAAUCCAAAUUUGUUGUAAUAAAGAGCUUUAAAAAUAAAAUCAAAUUGGUAUAUAGAUAUAAAAAAGUUUUUUUUUUUUUUUUUUUUCAUUUUUUCUGGAAAAAAGUCAUUGUCUUCAAAGACAGAAAAUUUUCUCUCCUUUCCUCUAAAUUUUGUUUUCUGACAUUUGGGGAGAAAGGGAAAUUUACAGAUAUGGGAAAGCAAGGACCUUGCUAUCACUGUGGUGUUACAAACACCCCACUUUGGCGUAACGGGCCGCCAGAAAAGCCAGUUCUUUGCAAUGCAUGUGGAUCACGAUGGAGAACGAAAGGAACCUUGGCAAACUAUACUCCUUUGCAUGCCAGGGCAGAACCGGAUGAUUUUGAGGACUACAGGGGUUCCAAGGUCAAAACCACACCUAUUAGAAUCAAAGAGGCAAAGGUUCUUAAAAGGAAACAUAUUUAUGACUAUCCCGAGGUCGGAGUUCCUACAGAUUAUAGUCAGGUUUUAUCGAAGGGCUUAGAUGAAGACACGAGCAAUAGAUCGAGUUCUGGCUCUGCUGUCUCGAACUCAGAGAGCUGUGCACAGUUUGCUGGCACCGAAUUAAGUGAUUUAACCGUUUUAUCUUCAGGUCCAGCCCAACCUAAUAUAUGGGAUACAAUGGUGCCUUCAAAGAAGAGAACGUGUGUUGGUCGUCCAAAGCCAUCUCCAGUUGAGAAGCUUACCAAAGAUUUAUGUACCAUAUUACAUGAACAACAAAGUUCGUAUUUCUCAGGAUCUUCUGAAGAGGAUUUGCUUUUCGAGAGUGAUAAGCCUAUGGUCUCCGUUGAGAUAGGACAUGGAAGUAUGCUCAUUCGGCAUCCAAGCUCAAUCGGUAGAGAAGAAGAAUCAGAAGCUAGCUCUCUUUCAGUCGAUAACAAGCAAAACCCUGUGAAUGAGGCUUAUUCCCCAUGGCCUACCCCUUCUGUACAUAUUCAUAAUAAGGUCUUCAAUUCACCCUCUGUGGGAACUGAGACCAUCAAGAAGCCCACUGGACAUGGAAUCGACCAAGAGUUGGUGAAAAGGGAUAAGGAUCGACUUGAAAAAUUGCAAAUGCUGGGGCAUCAUAAUUCACCCUUGUGUUACGUAGACCUGAAGGACAUUGUCAAUUUUGACGAGUUUACAAGUAAACUGACAACUGAUGAGCAGCGGCAACUGCUAAAAUGCUUGCCAUCUGUUGAUACUUCUGCUCCCCCAGAUAGUUUUAGAGGCAUGUUUGAGAGUGCUCAGUUCAAGGAGAACUUAUCUUGCUUCCAGAAACUACUUGCUGAAGGAGUUUUGGAUAACUCCUUGUCGGGGGUGAAAAUAGAAGAUUGUAGAACUCUGAAGAGAUUUGCAAUGUGCUAUUUGACAAAGUCCAAGUGGGUGGAACAAUAUAAUCUUCUCAAGGAUGUGAAGUGUAAAAACAGUAGCAAUGGCUUUGGAGUUGCGGGACUGCCUAAUGAUGUUGGCAUUGGGCACUCCAUAAAUGUUAAAAGAUCACUAGAUGGACAGAAUCAGAAGAUUUCAGCAACAACAAUAAUGAAGAGUCCCAAAAGGGUGGCGAGUAAGGACAGCUAUGAUGAAAACAAGGAGAAUGAUGGGUCUUUGUUUAGUCCAAAAUGCCUAUUUGCAUUGCCCCCCUAUAGCAGUUCCCCUGCGCUGGAAAGUUCAGAUGAUCAGGACUUACUCCUAGAUGUCCCGUCCAAUAGCUCCUUCCCUCAAGCCGAACUACUUCUGCCAUCGCAAUUUGAUCCUCAAGCAAGCACUAAUAGUAGCUCUGUGUUCCUCAAAUAGGGCUCAGCGCUUUCAGUUUCAUCUAUAUAGUUUGCUAUAUAUAUAUAUAUAUAUAUAUAUAUAGCAGCAACUCUGUGGAACUAGGUGAUCACGCCCUACUAUUUUGCAAAAACUUACAGUUUAUCUGCCAAGUAGAAUUAUGGAUGGUUCCCCCCUCAAAGUUUUUGGAAUUCUAGGGAUGGAAAUGGAUGGUAUGUUUCUUUUGUAUAGUUUGACAAAAGGAAAUGUAUAAUAUAGCUUGAAAGUGCAACUCCAGAAGAGGAACUGCUGCCAAGUUGAUUAUAUCUUGAAUUUUUUUGCAUGCAGUUAAAGGUAAAAGUUUAGACAACCUUCAUGGUUUCCAA